AUGUCUGACGAAACUCUCAAGAGACCAGUGUCUCCCGUACAGGUUGAACCUGAGGCCAAGAAGCAACAUACUGAGGGGCUAGUAGUCGCAACCCCACAGCCAAAGGAUGACCAUUUCGCUAAGGGGAUUGCUCCAAUUAAGGCUGAAUAUCUUAUUCCACAUGUUCCUGGCACCCACAACACCAUCACAUUUGACGACGAAGAAGGCUUGGGUGACAGAGAAGAUGCCGGGGAGGAAGGGAGUGACAAGCGCGGGAAGGGCCGAGGCAAGAAGGCCAGAGGACAAAACAAGAAGAGGGAUUUGGCCCAACACCACGAAACCAUCAGACUCUGCUCCACUGUUUUGGAUCCAGAAAAUGUCAAGGAGUGCCGUUUUGGUGCCAGCAAGUGCCGUAAUACUCACAAUGUGGAAGAAUACCUUGCCUCUAAGCCAGCCGAUAUCGAGGGCAUCUGUCCAGUUUUCAGGGCCAUCGGUUACUGCCCAGCCGGAUUGAAGUGCAGAUGGUUGCACAGUCACUAUAACAAGGAGCUUAACAAGUUAAUCAAGGACUUGGGCGUCAUGGAAGCUGCCAAGCAAAACAACUACGAAGUCAACAAGGCUGACAUCCAAGCCAAGGCUGAGUUGCAGAGAAAGAAGUUUGACUUUGCGAUUUCUAACCGGGUAAUCCCAUACUUGGACUCUUUGGUCCAGAAAGACCUACCAAAGAAGUCUACUCAAGACAAGACCAAGGAGCUGAUGAACGCGUAUGUCGAAGCCCCAUUCAAGCCAGCGGAAAAAAAGAGACUCAACUUGCACAGAGCCAAGAUUGUUUCCCCGUUGACCACCGUGGGUAACUUGCCAUACCGCCGUCUUAUGAAGACCUUGGGUGCCGAUGUCACCUACUCCGAAAUGGCCUUGGCUUUCCCAGUGGUCAACGGUGCCAACGCCGAAUGGGCUUUACCCAAGGCCCACCUCUCUGAAUACCCAGGUUUUGGGGUUCAGAUCGCCACUGCGAAGCACUGGCAGGCUGUUAAAGCCACCGAAGCCCUCGCCAAGUUGACCACCCACGUUUCUGAAAUCAACUUGAACUCUGGUUGUCCGAUCGACUUGUUGUACAGACAGGGCCAAGGGUCUGCCUUGAUGGAACAGCCAGCCAGAAUGGUCAGGAUCUUGAACGGUAUGAAUAUGGCGUCGGGCGACAUCCCCGUCACCUUGAAGAUCAGAACCGGUACCAGAGAUGGCCACUGGAACGGUGCCGCUGUCGUCAAGCGUGUCUUGAACGAUACCGAUGUCGCUGCUAUCACUAUGCAUGGCAGAAGCAGACAACAGAGAUACUCUAAGGAGGCCAACUGGGACUACAUUGGCCAAGUUGGUGAGAUUGUCGAAGCGUACAACAACGACAAGGAAGAGGAUAAGGACUCUGCCGAGACCCGCAGAGUGUUCUUUGUCGGUAACGGUGACUGCUACAACUUUGAGGACUGGAACCAGGCCGUCGAGAGAAAGGGUGUUGAUUCGGUCAUGGUUGCGAGAGGUGCCUUAAUCAAGCCGUGGAUCUUUGAGGAGGUUGAGGCCGGUCAAUACUUGGACAAGUCUGCAACCGAAAGAUUAGAUAUCUUGAGAACCUACGCGAACUUUGCCAUCGAGCACUGGGGAUCCGACGAGUAUGGUAUCAAGCAGGCCAGACGGUUCAUGUGCGAAUUCUUGUCCUUCUUCCACAGAUACAUUCCGGUGGGUAUCAUGGAGAGAAUGCCAGCCAAGUUGAACCAAAGACCGCCGAUGUGGAAGGGUAGAGACGACUUGGAAACCUUGUUGGCAAGUACCGACUACCGUGACUGGAUCAAGAUCACCGAAAUGUUCCUCGGCAAGGUAGGCGAGGACUUCCACUUCACUCCUAAGCACAAGAGUAAUGCGUACGAACCCCAGGCGUAAGAGCAGCAGCAUGCCUGUGAACGUUCACUUUGUUUAAAUAGAACUAGAAAAAAAAAUAAGCUGGCAUUUCUUGUAAAAAUAUGCCAACACUUGUAUAAUAUGC
This is a messenger RNA of Babjeviella inositovora NRRL Y-12698, 2011 nucleotides long. Its product is annotated as tRNA dihydrouridine synthase. The record is from RefSeq and is a predicted model, not a curated record. Gene Ontology annotation, molecular function: metal ion binding; tRNA dihydrouridine synthase activity; RNA binding. Bases 1 to 1908 code for a protein of 635 amino acids. The transcript is spliced from 2 exons. Gene Ontology annotation, biological process: tRNA processing. Lineage: Eukaryota; Fungi; Ascomycota; Pichiomycetes; Serinales.